CACAACAAAACUCCGCUGAGGACAUCAAGAUGGCCCUUUCCCUCCUCUACACCCUCCUGCUAGGAACAACCGCAGCAGCGGAACCCUACACCGAGCCCUACAGAUCCCAAUACCACUUCACGCCGCGCAAAAACUGGAUGAACGAUCCGAACGGGCUCCUCUUCCACAACAACAUCUACCACCUGUUCUACCAAUACAAUCCAAACGGGACAGACUGGGGCGCGAUGUCCUGGGGCCACGCCACUAGCACAGACCUGCACCACUGGGAGGAGCAGCCCAUCGCGCUGCUGGCGCGCGGCUACCCGGACACGAUCACGGAGAUGUACUUCUCGGGGUCAGCGAUAGCAGACGUGCACAACACGAGCGGGUUCGGCACGGACGAGAGUCCGGUUCCGCUGGUCGCUGUUUAUACGUCGUUCUACCCAAAAACCCAAACCCUCCCCAGCGGCCAAAACGUACAAGCCAACCAACAAGCACAAUCAAUAGCCUACAGCCUGGACAACGGGACAACCUGGACCCCCUGGGACGCCGGCAACCCGGUAAUCCCGACCCCACCAGCCCCCUACUCAACGCAAGACACGCAAGAAUUCCGCGACCCAUUCGUCUUCUUCCACGAGCCCACAAACAAAUGGAUCGCAGCCGUCUCGCUAGCCACGCAACACAAGAUCGCAAUCUACACCUCAGACAACCUGAAAACCUGGACGCAGACCAGCACCUUCGGCCCCUUCAACGCCGUGGCGGGCGUCUGGGAAUGUCCGAAUUUGUUCCCCCUCCAGCUGGACGAUGACCCAGCCCAGAUAAAAUGGGUGGCGCAGAUCUCGGUGAAUCCCGGUGGACCGCCGGGGACGGUGGGGUCGGGGACGCAGUAUGUUGUUGGGAUGUUUGAUGGGGAGAGGUUUGUGCCGGACGAGGGCGGGAUUUAUACUUCCAACAAUACUGAGGGUAAUGCUACCCAGGUGGAGGCGAAUUGGGUGGAUAAUGGGCCGGAUUUCUAUGCGCCCACCAGCUUUAAUGGUUUGCCGAGCGGCGAGCGGAUCGAUGUCGCUUGGAUGAGUAAUUGGCAGUAUGCGGCUAAGACGCCGGAGAAGGGGUGGCGCGGGGCGUUUACGCUGCCGCGGAGAUUGGGGCUCAGGACUGUCAAUGGGAGGGUGAGGCUUGUGCAGGAGCCGGUUGUGGAUUUGGCCCAGCUGGGGAUUGCGAGGAGCGAGGCUGCUGCUGGAAGUGUUGAUAUCUACAACCAGACCUGGACCACCCUACCCCAGGGAACUACCACACUGCCUGUUUCAGGGAAGACGCUGGAGGUGAGCCUGCAGUUCUCGGCAAGGAAUAAGACAGCAGCCCGCGUCGGGAUCACCGCGCUCGCGACGCCGGAUCGCAGCCAACAGACGCAAAUCGGCUAUGACUUCGAAGCCCAAGAAGUGUUUCUGGAUCGCACCCAGUCCGGGGACGGGAGCUUCGAUGCCACGUUCGCCAGCGUGUAUCAUGCACCGCUUACGCCAGAUUGCAACGGCACGGUGAGCUUGCGCGUCUUUCUGGAUUGGUCGUCUGUGGAGGUGCUUGGGGGUAGCUUUGGGGAGACCAGUCUGACGGCGCGGGUAUUUCCGAGCAAGGAUGCGAAGGGGUUAUUUUUGUUUGCGGAAGGGGGGGAUGUGCGGGAUGUUGGGGUGAUCGUGCGGAGGAUUGGUUCGGUAUGGAGAUAG
This is a messenger RNA of Aspergillus homomorphus CBS 101889, 1700 nucleotides long. RefSeq names its product glycoside hydrolase family 32 protein. Bases 30 to 1700 code for a protein of 556 amino acids. The record is from RefSeq and is a predicted model, not a curated record. The transcript is spliced from 2 exons. Gene Ontology annotation, biological process: sucrose catabolic process. Lineage: Eukaryota; Fungi; Ascomycota; Eurotiomycetes; Eurotiales; Aspergillaceae. Gene Ontology annotation, molecular function: sucrose alpha-glucosidase activity.